Ruditapes philippinarum (Manila clam) is the source of this 2088-nucleotide messenger RNA. RefSeq names its product uridine phosphorylase 1-like. The record is from RefSeq and is a predicted model, not a curated record. Gene Ontology annotation, molecular function: uridine phosphorylase activity. Gene Ontology annotation, cellular component: cytoplasm; cytosol. Gene Ontology annotation, biological process: uridine catabolic process; nucleotide catabolic process. The transcript is spliced from 9 exons. The coding region runs from base 129 to 1064 and encodes 311 amino acids. Lineage: Eukaryota; Metazoa; Mollusca; Bivalvia; Venerida; Veneridae.
UGUUUACAUUCAGGAUGUUAAGAACCCAAUGCACGUUCUUCACGAUUUUCUAGAUAUUUUUUAGAUAUUUAAAGUAUUAUUAAAUUAAGGAUAUACAUUCCGGUCUAAGUGAGUGUUUAUAUUCACGUAUGGAUGCGUUAAAGGAACAGAAUCAAGAUGCUAAGCUCAUCACGGGUAACAGAGAGGUAAGACUGAACAACGAGAAUCUCAAACGACUAACAGAGGAUCAUCUGUAUCAUAUUGCCCUUAGCAACGUUCAACAUGAUCUCAGGCAACUGUUCGGCGAUGUCAAGUUCGUAUGUUUUGGGGGUCAGUCAUCGCGUAUGGAAAAAUUCGCCAGUUUUAUUUCAAAAGAGCUUGGUCUAGAAGAUAACGGACCGCCGAAGAAUUACGCAGGGAACACUGAUCGCUAUGCCGUAUACAAGGCCGGGCCUGUACUAUCUGUUAGCCAUGGAAUAGGUAUUCCAUCACUGUCAAUCAUAUUCCAAGAAAUAGUGAAACUCGUUUACUAUGCCGGCUGUCGCGAUGUUACAUUUUUCAGAAUAGGAACAAGUGGCGGUCUAGGUUUAGAGCCCGGUACAGUUGUAGUCAGUGAACGAGUUGUGAACGGUGCAUUAGAACCUUCGUACAAAAUGGUUGUUCUUGGAAAGACUAUAGAUAGACCUGCCGUGGUUGACACGACACUAGUAGAAGAUCUUGCUAAUUGUAGUCUUAAUUCAGAUAACUUCAAAACUGUGAAAGGAACUACUUUAUGUGCGGACGAUUUCUAUGAAGGUCAAGGUCGAGUAGACGGAGCAUUCUGUGAACACGAGGACGGGGAGAAAUUUUCUUGGUUACGAAAACUUAAAGACAAUGGUGUUACAAACAUGGAAAUGGAAUCUCUGGGCUUUAUUGCUAUGUGUCAUAGAGCAAACAUCAAAGGUGCAGUAUGUUGUGUGACGUUAUUGGAUCGCUUUGAAGGAGAUGGGCUCACAACCAACCGGCAGUUACUAAGUGAAUGGCAGACUUUUCCUCAAAUAAUUGUCUCCAGAUACAUCCAACAAAAGCUGAACGAGAGCAGCUAGAUUUGUUUGAAGAUUAGAAACGUUCCGAAUCUCUAUUAUUGUGUGCCUAAACUGAAUCAGAUGAUCCGUCCAUACCGGACCAAAAUUACGAAUUUGCAGAUUUUUUUUAACCCGCUUAGAUUUUAAAGUAACAAUGUUGGUGUAUUUUUUCGACGGGUUUUGUUGUUAAGAUAUAUAUAAUGACGUUAACUGCUAUUGAAAAAUUAGGUAAAUUGUAACAUUAUAAAAAUAGCUUCUACACAAAAUUUACAAAUGAUGCAAUUCUAAAACUGAAAUUUCUUUUAUGUAUGUUAAUGAACCAAUAUAAAGACUGAUUUUUUAGGAAAAAUAUGCUUAUAUGACUUGAGCAUGAGCAUAUUAUUAUAUAAAAAAUUUUGUGUUGAUCAUUUUUAAUCAGAAAAGUGACAUUUUUGUUUCACGAAAAAGCAAGUUUAUUGGAACAUCUUGGCUAUUAUUCAUAAUAACCUCGGACUUAAUAAAUACGGAUUGAAAAUAGUUAUACCACGUGGUUUUAGAUGUAGAUUAGAUCGAAAUACCGUAUCUUACUAUUGUGUUCAAGGUUCUUAUCCGAAGAUUGACGGAAAGGGCCGAGAAAUUGCGAUUGAAAGCAAGUUUUCCAUGAUAAUAAACAUAAUUGAAAGUUCAUAACAAAGUCGUGGUAUUCAGCGCACGAAAAUAAAACACAUUCGGAAGCAAAUCAGCCAAAACAAUUGUCAUAUUGCCUUUCAUUUGAGCUAGCACCAUACAAAAUUAAUUUAACAAUUUUAAAUACUUUUAGGCUGUACUUUAAACAUAGUCUUCGGCCUUAUUCUUAUCACAUAUGCAUUGCUUUGAUUUUGUUAGUUGUUUGCGAAAAGUUUUAGUAAAAUCUUUGAUUUUUGGUUUUCUUUCCGGGAUUUGGUGGAAAAUCUUAUGUUUUAUGUAUUGUUUGUUAGUCGUAAUAUUUUUUUCGUUUAAGACAAUGUAUACCAUUGAAUGUACAUGUAUGUUAAUAACUUUGAUAUAAAACUAUUUAUAACCAUAC